Drosophila teissieri is the source of this 1073-nucleotide messenger RNA. RefSeq names its product eukaryotic translation initiation factor 4E1 (gene eIF4E3). Gene Ontology annotation, cellular component: eukaryotic translation initiation factor 4F complex; cytoplasm. The record is from RefSeq and is a predicted model, not a curated record. Gene Ontology annotation, biological process: translational initiation. The transcript is spliced from 6 exons. Gene Ontology annotation, molecular function: RNA 7-methylguanosine cap binding; translation initiation factor activity. The coding region runs from base 134 to 868 and encodes 244 amino acids. Lineage: Eukaryota; Metazoa; Arthropoda; Insecta; Diptera; Drosophilidae.
UCAGCCCAUUUUCAUUAACGCUUAUACUUUGCACGAGACAUAUACUAUUUCAAGGAGUUUUUUUUUAAUAAAAUAGAACGAGAAAACUAACAUAAAAGGUUCGCUUAACGAAUUGAGUCAGUAAAAAAUAACUAUGGUGUACACCGGUUACGUGAGCAACGGAUUGCAGGCGGCUGAGGAAACUGAAUGGGUGCAGUAUGAAGAUCCCACUGAGUGGAAACACGGCCUGGCCGUUUAUGAUGGCUUGGAACUGUUGGGCGUUGAUGAGCAGGAGCUGCAGCCCUCCUUGAACCGGGUGAUGAGAAUCAUCGACUACGACCUGGCCAUGAAGCAUCCAUUGGAGCAUACCUGGACUUUGUGGCACUGGGAGAACGAUCGCACCAAGUGCUGGGCCGAUAUGCUCGUCGAUGUGACCAGCUUCAACACCGUUGAGGACUUCUUCAGUGUGUACUACUUUGUGAAGCCGCCAUCGGAUCUCAAGAUAUUCAAUGACUAUAUGGUCUUCAAAGAAGGUAUUCGUCCCAUGUGGGAGGAUGAUACCAACAAGGAGGGUGGUCGUUGGAUAAUGCUCCUGGACAAGGCUUCUAGAACCUAUAUAGAUAAGAUGUGGCAUGAUUUGCUUUUGUGCAUGAUUGGCGAGUGUUUCAAGUACUCGGACGAGAUAUGCGGAGUGGUCAUCAAUGUGCGCAACAAGGCUAAUAAGCUAUCCCUUUGGACAAAGGACUCGCGCAAUGUGGAGGCCAUCCUGUCCAUUGGCAGGCAGAUGAAGGAGCUGCUGCGUCUGGGCGACAUGGAGAUCCAGUACCAGGUGCACAAGGAUGCCAUGGUGCACCAUGGACCCAAUGUCCAUGCCAUCUUCAAGUUGUAGGCGCCAAAUGGAGGCCAACUCCCAAGGGCGCCAUCAUAUGCCAUGUAUAUGCCCAGUUCUUGGUCAGAAAUGUGCAUCUGCGAUAGCACAAUAUGCCUAAGACAUUUGUCAAACUCACAUUUUAUCCACGCGCCAAUGCUUUUCGAGAUAAAUAGCGAUUGUACCAUGAAUAAAGCAUUGCGUAGAGCAGUAGGGACAGAAACUA